Messenger RNA from Orcinus orca (killer whale), 717 nucleotides. It is a transcript of the gene ATP5PD, whose product is annotated as ATP synthase peripheral stalk subunit d. Lineage: Eukaryota; Metazoa; Chordata; Mammalia; Artiodactyla; Delphinidae. The record is from RefSeq and is a predicted model, not a curated record. Gene Ontology annotation, biological process: proton motive force-driven ATP synthesis. Gene Ontology annotation, molecular function: proton transmembrane transporter activity. The transcript has 6 exons. Bases 136 to 648 code for a protein of 170 amino acids.
AUAUCAUGAGAAGCACUUCCUGCAGCUGUCGAAGCCAUCAUCAGACCCAGGCUUUCACCCAACUUGGCAGAGGGGUCCGAGAGGAAGUCUGAGAAAGCUACAAAGAUGCCUUAGCUCACCCUGACCCAGUUCUGGAUGCAUCUGGCACAGGCGGCUCUCCAGAUGGCUGGACGGAAACUUGCUCUAAAAGCCAUUGACUGGGUAGCUUUUGGGGAGAUCAUACCCCCCAACCAGAAGGCUGUUGCUAACUCCCUGAAAUCCUGGAAUGAGAUCCUCACCUCCAGGUUGGCCGCUCUGCCUGAGAAGCCACCUGCCAUCGACUGGGCUUACUACAAGGCCAGUGUGGCAAAGGCUGGCUUGGUGGAUGACUUUGAGAAGAAGUUUAAUGCCCUGAAGGUUCCUGUGCCGGAGGAUAAAUAUACUGCCCAGGUGGAUGCUGAAGAAGAAAAAGAUGUGAAAAUUUGUGCUGAGUUUUUGUCUCUCUCUAAGACCAGGAUUGAGGAAUACAAGAAAGAGCUGGAGAAGAUGAAGAACAUCAUUCCAUUUGACCAGAUGACCAUUGAGGACUUGAAUGAAGUCUUCCCAGACACCAAAUUAGAUAAGAAGAAGUAUCCCUACUGGCCUCACCAGCCAAUUGAGCAAUUAUAAACUGGAGUCUGGGAGAAAGCUCUGACCCUUGAAUUAUAAACUCUGGACAUUAAAAACAAUUAUAUAGUG